AUGGCCCGGCUCGCAACCUCUGAUGAUGAGAGUGAGUCGAGAACCGCCGCUCUUGGCGUGAAGCGUGAAGCGAGACAAAAAGGUCAAGUCAACUCUGCACCUUUUCUUUCAACUGAUUCUUCAAUCUCGUCUCAAUCUUCCCUCAUGGGCAAUGCAGCCUCGCAGCAGGCGGCUCCGGUGGCAGGAACUCCAGACCAAGAGCGUCUAGAAGACACUGCGCCGUUGACUGGCGAUGCUGUCGGCACAAUGACCUCUACCUCCACAGGCUUUGGAAACAACAGACUCGCUACAGGCUUCCGCGCUGCGCCCCUUCCACCUGCUCCUGACGAGCCGCAGCCCGGUAUCAGCGAAAGUGACGGCCAAUUGGACCCUGCGAUACCGUCAGGAGAUUCUAUGGACGAUGCAAUCGAGAUUUCUGACAACGAGCAAGAUGAGUCCGAUGAUGGCGGCAUGGUCAUUAACAUUGACCGUACCCAACAUCAUUCGUUCUCUGAUGACAUGGUUCUCGAUUACGACGAGAUGGAAACAAAGGAUGGAGAAGAGGAGGAGGAGGAGGAGGGGGAAGAAGACGACGAAGGGGAAGAAGAAGGAGAAACAUAUUCAGAGGGAGAUACAGAGUCCCAGUCGUCUACAAGAGAGGAGAGACAACCCCUCUCUUCUGCCGAGUGGGAUGCUCACGACCAAUUACAGGGCGACCUCGAGAGAUUUUCCCGCACCGUCUCCGGUCAACUUCCCACGCAUCCCACAGCGACCCCGGCUCAAGUACAAUCGGGCCCGUACCUUGCAGAUCUGAGCCCGGAAGAGCUGGAGCUUCAGCUGAAGUACGCCUUCUUCCACGUCAGUCGCCGCGAUAUCGACCUCAAUCAGCCUGCUGUGUGCCUGAGCUGUCUCCAAGCCGGCCACGCCGAGCGAGAUUGUCCCGAAUUGACAUGCAUUCACUGCUCAGCCAGCCACUCUAGCCGCUUUUGCCCUCUGCUCCAGAGGUGCUCGAAAUGCCGUGAGCGUGGACACGCUGCUGAGUCUUGCCCCACAGGCUUGAAAGUCACUACGGGAUCUUGUGACAUCUGUGGUACCCCGGGCCAUGUGGAACCGACAUGUCCUCAGCGAUUCUUACCAUCUUUCGGGACGCCUCACAUUGGUCCUACCAAGCUCUGGAUCUCUUGCUGCAUCUGCGCAAGUAAAUCCCAUCUCGUGGGUGACUGUCCCCGGGCCAACCAAGCCGCAGCGGCGAGAUGGUCGUUAAAGUCAUAUGCUCCGGAACAGAUUAUCAAUCUAAGUCUCGAGCCGGGUACAAAGCAGAGAGAAAAAGAAACGGCCAACCAUGGUUUACGGCCAGCAGGGCUCAAGAUUAGAGGUCGUGCCGCCCUUCACAGUGCGCGCAGCCCCAGUGGCAGACAGCAAAUAGACAACUCCGACAGCGACGAGCAGUUCCUCAAACCACGAGUUCAGGACCGUGGAACAAAGCGUGGCAAUUUUACGAUCGCAACGCAGACAUCGAAUGGGAGCGUGUUACCUAGCGCGAAACCGAAGAAGGUGGUGCUUACGGAUUUCCUCAACGCGGUAAACAACCAAAGGCAGGCUGGCAGAGGGCGGUUUGAGCUGGUUUACGGCGACCGCGGACCGUGGAGAUCCACAAAACUCGAGGGUAAUCAACGGCAAUGCGAGGCAGAUCGAGGUGAUCCAGAACUGGUCGAGGAAACAGCAGGCGUUCACCGAGACAUGGCCUUCAGACCAGCACCGCGACAAGCUGCUUCAGCGAAUUCCAACCGCACCUUCUCCACUUGGUUCAGCGGAAGGCCAUCCUCAAACCAACAACAACAUCAAGCAGCCACUGAGCACCGAUAUCCGACCAGGUCCCAGGUGCAAAGAGCAGCAGCAGCAGGGAGAGCCGACGACGCAUAA
Molecule: messenger RNA, 1902 nt
Organism: Fonsecaea multimorphosa CBS 102226
Lineage: Eukaryota; Fungi; Ascomycota; Eurotiomycetes; Chaetothyriales; Herpotrichiellaceae
Exons: 3
Coding region: 1-1902 (633 amino acids)
Molecular function (GO): zinc ion binding; nucleic acid binding
Source: RefSeq, a predicted model, not a curated record